CUCUAGACAAUUUUAAGGCAAAAGCCGAAGGGAGUUUUUAAGCUCUUAGCUGUACAAGAGAAAGGCCAUAGUUACCGAUACUGAAGAAAAAGGAUCUGCAGCUCUCUCCCCCUCUCUCCCUCUCUCUUCUUUUUCGUUCUUUGUUUCUAAGUUGCUGGUGGAUCGAUUGAGCUUUCUAGUCAGCUUGAAAGGCUGCUGCUGAACAAGAAGAAGUAAUAAUCGUGUUUUGUCUGCUGAUUUCGGUUGGCCUAUAUGGCGAAUCGAGUGAAGGAGGAUGAGAAGAACGAACGGAUUAUUCGCGGUCUCCUGAAGCUUCAGGAGAAUCGCCGGUGCAUCAACUGCAACAGCCUGGGACCACAGUACGUCUGCACGAAUUUCUGGACGUUUGUUUGUACAACUUGUAGUGGAAUACACCGUGAGUUUACACACCGGGUAAAAUCAAUAUCAAUGGCCAAAUUUACUUCUCAAGAAGUCAGCGCCCUUCAAGAGGGGGGAAAUCAGCGUGCAAGGGAAAUUUACUUUAAAGAGUUGGAUCCACAGCGUCAUUCUUUUCCUGACAGCAGUAACGUUAUGAGACUCAGAGACUUUAUUAAGCAUGUUUAUGUGGAUAGAAGAUAUAGUGGUGAUAAAAAUUUUGACAAGCCGCCUAGGGUAAAAUCGGGUGAGAAAGAGGACUAUAAUGAAAAUAGGAGAACAGAUACAUAUCGAGGAGGUUCUAGAAGCCCACCAUAUGAAGACCGCCGUUACAAUGAAAGAUCUAGUCCUGGUGGAAGAAACUUUGAUGGUAGAAGAAGUCCAGGAUCUGAUCAUGAAAAUCGGCAGUUUGGUGAUUUUAUGAGUCCUCGUCCUGAGGUUGUGAAUGAUUGGCGUCGAGAAGACAGAUUUGGAAAUGGAAAAAGAGUUGAAGAUGCAAGAUCAUCUGAUGGAGAUUCAAAAAUUGGAGGCAGGUCACCCGAGCAACCUAAUGAUCUGGAUGCUUCCAGUCCCCCCAUGGUGCGACCUGUUAGGGAUAUUUUGGGAGAGAACGUAUCUCCACUUCGUGUAAUUGAACCACCAAAAAUUAGUGGUGGUAGCAAGGCUGCUGAUAGCUCUGUGCAUAAACAGAGAACUGCUUCUUCCAGUAGCUUAGGGUCCAUCAGUGAGAGCGUCGUGGAAACUAAAUUGGAACCUUCUGGAAGUUUAAUUGAUUUUGAUGCAGAGCCUGAACCUAUUGCUUCAGCAGUCCCGCAGCCACCACAAAGCUCUGCUCCACAAUCUGUAACAUACGCAGUGAACUCUAAUAACGACAACAAUUGGGCAUCAUUUGAUGUCCCUCAGGCGCCUCCUGCUCCUGCUCCUGCUCCUGCACCUGCUAAUGUUGGCACAUUAGAAUCUGUACUUUCCCAAUUGUCAGUUUCAGCUUCUGUACCUGGAAUUUCUGGAUCACAUGGUGCUGUUGGUGCUGUACCUACUGCACCGGUGAGCAACAUGAUGAUGUUGCCAUCUGGUUUUGAUCCUUCUUUUGGAUCAGGAGGAAACACCCUUAUGCCUCCUCCCUUUGCUGGCGGGGCACCCUCAGCUGCCCCAGGGACUGGCUUGUCAACAUUUCCUCCAUCAGGGCAAUGGUCUAACAUGCAGUCACAGACACAUUCUUUAUUUCCUGGUGGUAAUUCCCAACCCGGGGGUCAACAAUUUCCGCCGUCAAUUGACAGAUCCAUCAAUCAGCCAUGGAAUGCUUCACUUUCUGCUAAUUCUCAAGGACCUCUAAGUAAUCCAGCAGCACAUGCCCCCGCACCCCAAGAUUUUUCAAGUCCUGCGCAGGGGACAGCUUCUGGUGUACCACAAACUUCUGCACCCGAAGUAAAGCCAAGCGGGAGAAAAGAACUACCAGCCGAUCUUUUUGCUCUUAAUUACUCAUCGUACCCUGCACCAGUCCCAGGGUGGCAUACUGUUCCGCCUCGUCCCAUGGGAUAUGUAAUGCCAUAUAAUUCUCCAAUGCCCAUGCCAAGUUUUCCACAACCUUCAAUAUCUACAAAUCCAUUCGAUCUCAGCAGCGAACAAUCUCAGUUCCCUUCAAUGGCACCGUUGCAAAAUGCUUUACCGAGUGGGCAACCCGGAUCAAAUUUAAUACGUACUCCCGGCUAUGGUAAUCCUGCAUCAGCAUGGAUACCACAACAGCCACCAUCUAACUUAUCACAUUUGCCUCCCCAGGCAUCAUAUCCAUCUACAAUGCAUUCAAGGCCGCCUUACAUGAGACAGCAAGUAGUCAGUAAUGUGCAACCUUACAGGCAUCCUGGACUUGGCACCUAUGGAAACGAGGGAGUUGCUCAUGGGUACACAGAUAUGAGCCAGCAGACAGCUGGUAGAUUCCCAGCUCCUGCUACUCCGAACCCUUUCUCGUCCACCGGAGGUAACCCAUUUGGCUAGUUAGAGAAUGGAAUAGCCCUGGCAUUGUCUUAUUUGCUCAUACCAUCAAAUCCCUCGGUGAGAAAGUUUUGGUGUCCUUUGUAAUGCUCUUAUUAUAAUCUGUUUAUCCCUUGAGAUAAAAGAGAGUCAAAUUACCUGAUUGGCGCUGUACAUUUUGUUUGAUAUCCGAUGGGGGAGAUCUUAAGAGAGGAGUCAGAGUAUAGGGGUUUCAACCCAGAUUUGUUUCAAUGGUGGAGGCGUAGAUUAUUUUUCUAGGCCACGGUGGUGAUUUUAGGUGUUAGUAAGGGAGUUUCCGACGGGUUAUUUGUGGUUUUAUUUACGAACUUCCCCUCUCAAAUUGUAUAAUUUGUUUUUUUUUUUUUUUUUUUUUUUU
Messenger RNA from Cucurbita moschata (crookneck pumpkin), 2779 nucleotides. Its product is annotated as probable ADP-ribosylation factor GTPase-activating protein AGD14. NCBI's taxonomy places the organism in Eukaryota, Viridiplantae, Streptophyta, Magnoliopsida, Cucurbitales, Cucurbitaceae. The record is from RefSeq and is a predicted model, not a curated record. Bases 253 to 2406 code for a protein of 717 amino acids. The transcript is spliced from 15 exons. Gene Ontology annotation, molecular function: GTPase activator activity.